Messenger RNA from Ipomoea nil (Japanese morning glory), 2149 nucleotides. Its product is annotated as putative late blight resistance protein homolog R1B-16. Gene Ontology annotation, molecular function: ADP binding. The record is from RefSeq and is a predicted model, not a curated record. Gene Ontology annotation, biological process: defense response to other organism. The coding region runs from base 1 to 2088 and encodes 695 amino acids. The transcript has 8 exons. NCBI's taxonomy places the organism in Eukaryota, Viridiplantae, Streptophyta, Magnoliopsida, Solanales, Convolvulaceae.
AUGGCUUGUGUAGCAGUAAAUUCUCUUAUCAGAACAUUAGAGCUUGAGUUCUUGCAACCUGAGCCUCGUCCAAUCCUACAACAAAUGGAACUCAUCCCUCUUAACAAAGAACUGAUCCAAUCUCUCCAAGCAAAUCUUGGUUUUCUGAUACAACUGUUCGACGAGUUCAGAAUGGAUGGUGUUGAAGCAAUUAAAGAGUUGGAAACAAAGCUCAGAGAUGUAGCUUUCGGAGUAGAAGAUGAAAUUGAAUUCUUUGUGGUAGAUCUCUAUAAAGAAGGUGACGAUGAAAUGGGACAAGGGGACACUGAAGCCAGAAAAACCCAGCAUUCUCAUAGACUUAGUCAUGUAUUGCAACAAGCAAUAGAAGACAUUGAUGCCAUUAAAGAAGAGGUGGAGAAAGUCAUGAUGGAGUACAAGCAUGACAUAGCUGCGCAAGGAAGGAAGACUACACUUGAUGUUAUUCCAAAAUCUGAUGAUGAAGUUGCCAAGAUGGCCGGUUCCGGUUCCGGUUCCUCCAAUCAUGCUUCACACACUGAGGAUAUAAUGGUCGGGAAAGACAAUGAGUUCGAGAUUAUAAGGAAGAUGUUAAUACAACAUCCAUCUAUAGAACGGAAUGUUGUCUCAAUUCAAGGUAUGGGAGGAAUCGGCAAGACAACGUUAGCUAGACGAGUUUAUGAAAAUCAAUCAAUUGUCUCCCACUUUGACAAACGACUAUGGGUUGUUGUAUCACAACAUCACAAUAAGAGGCAAAUGCUCAUAGGUCUUCUUGGUUCUAAAGACGAUGAUCUACACAACAGCAGUGAUGAUGACCUAGCAUUACGGCUCUACCAAAGUUUGAAGGGUCAAAGGUACUUGGUAGUGAUGGAUGAUGUAUGGAGCAUAGAGUCAUGGAAUGAUGUUAAAUCUUGCUUUCCAGAUGAUGUAAAUGGGAGUCGAGUAUUGUUGACUACUCGCGUUGCAGAGGUGGCUACUUGUAUUGGCUCUACCAAUUACUUCUCCCAUCAAUUGCAGUUCUUAGAUCAAGGUGAAAGUUGGGAUCUAUUUCGUAAAAAGGCAUGCAAAUCUCAUGGUGUUGAAUUUGAGAUAAUUGGGAGACCAAUUGUUGAGAUAUGUAAAGGACUGCCUUUGGCAAUUGUUGUGGUAGCAGGAGUUUUCCCAGAAGAUUAUACGAUCGGGGCUAACAACCUUGCAAGGUUAUGGGCUGCCGAAGGACUUUUAAAGGCAUUCAAGAAUGAGAGUUAUGAAGCGGUGGCUAAAAGAGAAGGUCAGAACCAGAGUCUUUUGCAUGUUGUGGAUGAAAGUGGUUCCAAUUUCCCCCAGAAAGGUGUCCGUUGGAUAAGGGUGUCCGUUGAAGAUUUUGACAUCUCUGGCCUAUUGAGGGUACUCUAUAUUCAUCAAUUCCAUUGGCGAAGUCCGACUGUUCAUAUCCAUUUGAGAUACCUUUCGAUAUACAAGGUGAUUUAUAGAUUGCCGCCUAGAUAUUGCGACCAAGAUUCCUUAACAAAAGUUCCAUACCUAAAGAAGAGGAUCUGUGGAAUUCCGGAGGAUAUGGCUCAAAUCAUAAACAAUAUUCUUCUCUUGAAAAACAUUAGGAAGCUGAAGUUUGAUUUUAUGAAAUUUAAGAAAUCUGAGUGGAAGGAAAUUAAUGUUUUGAGCAAGUUACCGAGGCUUGAGGUGCUCAAGUUGGGUGUUGACGAGCUUGGCAAAAAGUGGGAAGUACCAGAAAAUGUGAAAUUCUGCCACUUAGUUUGUUUGAAAAUUUCGUAUGGUAAUCUCAAGUAUUGGGAAGUGGGUGCUCAUAAUUUUCCAAAACUUGAGCGCCUAUGCCUUUACGAUUGCUCUGAAUUGAGAGAGAUCCCGAAUAGCUUUGCAGAAAUUCCAACAUUGAACUUAAUCGAAUUAGAGAUGUGUCAUCCUUCUGCAGUGAUGUCAGCCAAGCAAAUUCAGGCUGAACAGCAUGACUAUGGAAACGAGAAUAUGGUUGUCAUUGAGAUAGACACAACACAGCUUGAAGAAGAUGACUCCGAUGAAGGCGAGUUUGAUGAAGAUGACUCUCAUGAAGGCGAGUUUGAUGAGGUUGAGGAGUAGAUGAUGCAAAGCUAUAGCAAAGAAAGAGUCUAAAGCUGCUAAUUAUAGAGAUGAUGGCCCU